AUGUCAUCGAAGAAGUUCAUCUUCUUUUCUGACCAGCUGGUCACAUUCUGCGCCAACUUUGCAACUAUCGAUGUUACUGAGCAUACGUUGUCAAGUUUGAAAGUCGAUCUGGACGAUUUAGAUCGUCGUUGGCGCACUUUGACCCAAGUUUAUGAAAAUUCAAUGACCACUGAUCCAGGUCCAACUAAGGAGGAAAAGGAAUCUAUUCACUCAAAGUUUAACGAGUCGUGCAGGUCCUAUAAAGCAUGUAAGACUUCAAUGCUUGACUUGAUGGAUAUAGAACAAGGGAAAAUGGAUAGGUCAUCACGGCCAUCUGGGAUUAUUGAAACCGAAACUGAAACUGGGUAUUCCCUAAAAGUUCCUCCAUGUGAUACCGAACUAUUUAGCGGUGGUUAUGAUAAAUGGCCAAGCUUCAGAGAUAUGUUCACAGCCAUUUAUAUCAAACAUCCAAAACUGUCUCCUGCCCAGAAAUUGUUCCACUUAAGGUCGAAAACCCGGGGUGAAGCCAACCAAAUUGUUAAACAAUUUAGUUUAACCGAUAAUAAUUUUCAACUGGCUUGGGAAGCACUGCGACAGCGCUACGAGAAUAAGCGCAUUCUUAUCAACCACCAACUUAGGAAGAUAUUUGAGAGUGAUCGCGUUACAUCUGAGAAGGGGAAAGCUUUGCGGAAUUUGCAAUUUACGAUUAAUAACUGUCUUUCGGUUCUUAAAACUUAUAACAUAGCUGUUAUUUCAUGGGAUCCCAUAUUAGUUUAUUGGGUAUCUUCAAGGCUGCCUGAAGAAACUCUGACUGCUUGGGAAAACUCCCUAAAUGAUCAUAAGCAAAUGCCUACUUGGAACCAACUUGAUGAUUUUAUUUCAAAGCGACUCGAUAUGUUGGAAUCGAUAUCAGAUAUGAGGAAACCCUCAAACCAACAAACGACUCCACAAAGAACGAAUAAUUAUCACGCUAAAACUGAUCAGAAUUUUAGACCCUGUAAGGCCUGUGGGCAAAAUCAUUCCCUGCGCACUUGUCCAAAAUUCAAGUCUUGGCAUCUUGGUCAAAAACGAAAGUUUAUUGCUACAAACAAGAUAUGCGAAAACUGUUUGUCUUAUGGUCAUAAAUCUGAAAGUUGUAGAAGCGACAAACUUUGUCAAGAAUGUCAACGAUCUCACCACACUUUACUGCACCCUGAGUCUAAUCAUAGUACGAAUCCAAGUAAUCAGCAAACACAGGUUUCGGCAUACCAUGUUGACACGCAACAUGAAGACGUACCGUCUACUUCAGCUGAGGCUUAUUCUGGUCAAAUUUCGUAUGUUCAGUCGAAUUUUGCACAUUCUGGUCAUUGUACUAUUUUGCCAACCGCUUUAAUUGACUUGGAACACUUAGGAACCAAUUUCACUGUUCGAGUCUUUAUUGAUCAAGGGUCCCAAGAGUCAUUUAUCUCAAAUAGAAUUGUCAAUCGUUAUUCAAUACCCACUAAGAAAGCGUUUACGACGAUUUCUGGAUUGGGUGGCACUGUUUUAGAGAAUUCUUCGAAACUCUGCAAUAUAACGCUAAGAUCUAGGAAAUCUGAGUUCAAACUGAAGGCAACAGCGGUUGUAAUUUCCAACUUGAACCAUUUGAUGCCGUCUUCCACUACUACCAUAUCCAAUUGGUCUGAUUUGAGAAAUAUGGACUUAGCUGAUCCCAAUUUCUAUAAACCUGCACAAAUAGACAUGUUAUUGGGUAGUGACAUUCUCCCGUCUAUUUUGAAAUCUGGGGUGCAAAAGAAUAUAUCUGGUAACCUCUUGGCACAAGAAACUGAGUUUGGUUGGAUAUUAAGUGGCCCAUCUAGAACUGUAACUUCUUUCGCAUCUUUCGUUGCAUGCUCUAAUACACUCAAUGAACAAGUAAAGAAAUUUUGGGAACUUGAGGAGAUUCCAUCAUCAAAGAGUUUAUCGGAUGAUGAUGUUUGGUGCGAAAAUUUUUACAAGACUACUACUGUGCGCCGAUCUGACGGAAGAUAUUUGGUUAGAUUACCAUUUCACCACGACUUACCCCCCAGUAUAGCUCUCGGAUCGUCGAGACGAGCUGCUAUGGGUCAAUAUCUUCAUAUGGAGAAGACUUUAGAAAAAUCCCCUGAUCUGGCAAAGGAAUAUAAUAGCGUAUUAUCAGAAUACCUUGAACUCGACCAUAUGGAGCCCACUGUUUCCACAGAAAUUUGCCUGAGAUCGAAAUAUUUAUCCUUCUAUCUUCCACACCACGCUGUCGUUAAGCCUGAACGUACUACGACAAAAGUUAGAGUUGUAUUUAACGCCUCAAAGAAAACAUCAACUGGUUGUUCUUUGAAUGAUAUUCUGCACACUGGUCCUAUAUUACAAAACGAUUUAAUGAAUGUCAUUUUACGUUGGCGUUUCUUUAGAUAUGUUUUUAACGGUGACAUCCAAAAGAUGUACCGACAAAUAUAUGUACACCCAGAAGAUAGAGAGUUUCAACGAAUUUUAUUUCGAAACUCCUCAACUGGAAAAAUCACGGACUUUCGUCUCAAAACUGUUACCUUUGGAGUAAACUGUGCUCCAUACUUGGCAAUAAGGACCUUAGUGCAACUAAGCGAAGAUGGAAGGUCGAGUCAUCCUGUUGCAUCAUCAAUUUUGAAGCAUCAAAUAUAUGUUGAUGAUAUAUUGUCUGGUUCUCAUUCUUUAUCGGAAACAGAAUCCUAUUUAUUAGAACUCAUUGACUUACUAAAUUCUGCUGGAUUUCCACUAAAAAAGUUAACGGCAAAUCACCCCCAAAUUCUUAAACAAAUGCCCCCCGAGGAUCUUCUCAACGAAGAUUUCCUCAAGCUUGAGGAUACCAGUGAAACCAAAACUCUUGGCAUUCGAUGGAAUGCUAUGGCUGACAAUUUUUACUAUAGUGUUUCAAACAUUGAGUUCCCUGACAACCCACUUACUAAAAGGAAAAUAUUAUCUAUCGUUGCCAAAAUAUUUGAUCCCGCUGGAUGGUUAGCUCCCAUCGUGGUUGUAGCUAAAGUUCUUCUGCAGCAACUGUGGAUCGAUGGUACUGACUGGGAUGAAGAAGUCAAACCGCACUCGCUUGAAAAAUGGCAUUACUUCAUUUCAAACUUUUCUGAAAUUGAAUCUAUCAAGAUUCCCCGCUGGAUUCACUAUUCCCCUGAAAAACUGAUUCAAAUUCAUGGGUUCUGUGAUGCUUCUGAGAAAGCAUACUGCGCCUGCAUCUAUAUCUGUACUAUUUCGAAUGGAGAAAUUAGAACUUCUAACUUACUUGCUUCGAAAAGCAAAGUAGCACCGCUAAAAACUGUAAGCUUACCCAGACUUGAAUUAUGCGGCGCCACAUUACUGUCAAAACUGUUAAAGUCUAUCUGUCGAAAUAUGAACAUUUCCGUCACUGACAUUUAUCUUUGGUCUGACUCGACAAUUACCUUGGCGUGGUUGGACAAACCACCGUUUCAUUGGAAGACAUUUGUCGCUAAUAAGAUUUCUGAAAUAUUGGAUAAUGUUGGUAACGCAACAUGGAGGCACGUUCCAACAAAUGAGAAUCCUGCCGAUUUAGGAACUCGUGGAUGCACUGCUUCGGAACUUAAAGAUAAUUCUCUUUGGUGGAAUGGCCCAAAAUGGUUGUUAAAAUCAUCAGAGUUUUGGCCGAAACCAACUACAUUUAAAGAACCUGAUCUCGAACGGAAAGCGUCCACUUUUCACACCGAGACACAAACUGAUAAUAUACUGGAUCGGUUUUCUUCGUUCAAUCGAGCUUUACGUGUCAUCUGCUUCGUAUAUCGUUUUAUAAAUAAAUGCAAAAAACAAUCCAUUCCUGAAACUGAUUGUAUUACUAAAGACGAAAUAUCUAUCACUAAACUUAACCUUAUAAAAAUGGCUCAACGUAUGUAUUACCCUUCCGAAUAUAAAGCGCUUACGAAUAACUUACCUAUUAGUUCUAAAAGUCGACUUUUAACUUUGAACCCCAUUCUUGAUGAACACAAACUGUUACGAGUUCAUGGUCGUUUAGCCAAUUCUGAUUUAAGCUACAAUGAACGGCAUCCGAUAAUAUUACCAGAGAAAUCACGAGCACCAGAUUAUGCUGAGGGCAAUUCGACAGGAAUUUUAUAUAAUACGCUUAAAAAGCGCAGUUAA
This is a messenger RNA of Stomoxys calcitrans (stable fly), 4110 nucleotides long. RefSeq lists its product as uncharacterized. The transcript is spliced from 2 exons. Bases 1 to 4110 code for a protein of 1369 amino acids. The record is from RefSeq and is a predicted model, not a curated record. Lineage: Eukaryota; Metazoa; Arthropoda; Insecta; Diptera; Muscidae.